CUCCAAACGCUCGAGGCAGUUCAGGACGACAAAGCACAACCUGGAGUUACCGACGCCCGUGUUGAGGUCCCUGAUGGUGAUGUAUCGUCAUCGUCUCUUCAAGCGAAAGACGUUCCAACCCCAGCCAGCGAGGAGACGAAAGAUACAGAGGUGCAAGAUCAGCCGACCACGAUGCCAGAGAAUCCAAAUGAAAUGAGCGGGCUCCCUCUUGGCCUUGUCGUUGCCUCUUUACUCAGCGCAGUCUUUUGUGUUGCCUUGGACAAUACGAGUUUGUGGACACUGUCUCCCCCGACAUUCUGUUCACCUCAAGUUGACAUCAGANCAGUACUGGCAACAGCGAUCCCUAAGAUUACCGACACAUUCCACACCAUUGAUGAUGUCGGUUGGUAUGGAGCUGCUUACUUCUUGACCACAUGCACGCUGUUCUUGUUCGAGUUGGGCUCACUGAUCUGUGGCGUUUCUCCCACAUCAACGGUCCUGGUUAUCGGAAGAGCGGUAGCUGGUCUUGGAGCAGCAGGUAUCUCCACGGGAGCAUCUACAGCGGUCGCCCAUGUUGCUCCUAGAAAACUCAAGCCCGCUAUCAUGGGUAUGGUAGGCGCGUUGUUUGGACUGUGCUCAGUCAUAGGUCCAUUGAUUGGUGGUGCAUUCACUGAUCAUGUCACUUGGCGAUGGUGCUUCUACAUUAACCGUAUGACGAGANUUCCUAUUGGUGCGUUCACCGCCGCAGGGACGAUAUUCUUUCUGAAACUCGAUCAGAAGCUUGAGCAUCAGGAUGCUUCGCUGCGUGAACGUAUUUCAAGCCUGAAUCCUUUAGGUAAUGUGCUAUUCGUGGGUUCGGUGAUCUCUUUGUUGAUCGCCGUCCAAUGGGGAGGUACGACAUAUCCCUGGUCCGAUGGUAGGAUCAUCGCACUCCUGGUCGUCUUUGGUGUAACGGCCAUCGCGUUCUGCGCCAACGAAUGGAGAUGCAAAGAACGAGCAACAAUCCCACCACACCUUGCUCGCCAACGCACUCUAAUCUUCUCCUCUGUGUACGCCUUCUUCAUCAGCUCUACCGUCUUUGUCACUCUAUACUUCUUGCCUAUCUGGUUCCAGGCAAUUCAGGGUAUCACUCCAGUCAUGUCUGCCGUACACACUCUACCGCUCAUCCUCUCCCAACUCCUUGCCACCUUAGUUGCUGCAGGCGGAACCACAAGAUUGGGCUACUACAUGCCCUUUGUCAUUGCAUCCACAAUCUUCCUUUCUAUAGGGACAGGCCUACUCUCUACCUUCCACGUCGGCAUUCCCGAGUCGAGAUGGAUAGGCUACCAAGUCAUCCUCGGCCUGGGCAUCGGCUUUGGAUUCCAACAACCCAGCGUAGCAGUACAGACCACUUUACCCCUCCCCGAUAUCCCUAUCGCUGUGUCCACAGUCUUCACCUCUCAAUUCCUGGGCGGCACAAUCUUUCUCUCUGCAGCAGAAAACAUUUUCAACAAGCAAUUGGUGUCCAAUAUUGAGAAAUUACACAUCCCGGGUCUUGAUGUAGAGAAAGCUGUGCAGGCUGGAAUUACCAACCUGCUACAUGUGGUCCCGGAAGAAUUUCUUGAGGAUGUUUUGGUGGCUUAUAGUGGUGCUGUCACAAAGGCUUUUGAACUGAGUCUUUGUCUGGGGUGUUUGACGGUUCUCGGGGCGAUUGGCAUGGAGUGGAAAAACAUCAAAGCUAAGCAGUCGGUC
Molecule: messenger RNA, 1710 nt
Organism: Aureobasidium vineae
Lineage: Eukaryota; Fungi; Ascomycota; Dothideomycetes; Dothideales; Saccotheciaceae
Source: the annotation of a GenBank genome assembly